Molecule: messenger RNA, 1002 nt
Organism: Babesia bovis T2Bo
Lineage: Eukaryota; Apicomplexa; Aconoidasida; Piroplasmida; Babesiidae
Exons: 1
Coding region: 359-952 (197 amino acids)
Source: RefSeq, a predicted model, not a curated record
AUAUAACAGAUGUGUAAGAUAAAGUAGUAUUUAGAUGGCUUUAUCUAUUAUGAUAUUGGAUUAAUCACCCUAAUGGACCUUCAUGGAUGCUAUGAGCUGUUUCUAGCGCCCGGUGUACCAAUGUAUCAUUGAUACAUCCUUUAUCGCCUGCACAUUUGUUAGUGAUGCUGAUAUUAACUGAUCAUUUAGUAACUUUUUGGCGUCUGGAGAUAAUAAGUUUAUAUUUAUCCCAGUAGUAUAUUACCUAAUUGUGAUUAUAAUGCAUACUCUAUGAAGUUCUGGAUUUGAAGGACAUUUACUACACCUGCUUUUCAAUGACAAUUAUGUGUUAAGAACUGCUAUAUACCAUACAAUAUCUAUGUGGAACCGUGCAAGGGUCACUACAGGCAGUUUGCAGGCAUUAGCUGCAUUAAACCGGCUGUCUAGGCGUUACCAAAUUGAUAAGAUACAACGUCUAUCAGCAAAUUUUGAGCGUGCAUGCUGGAGAUCAGUACGCUGUGCCGAGGAAGCUGCAUACCAUCGCAAGUAUGACUUCCUACGUCACUGCGUUAAUGUAAUCAAUUAUCGCAAGUCACAACCUAAAACACGAGUUGUGCCAUUAUCUGAUUUUGCUUCAACUUUGGCUGCAAAAUAUAACGGCGACAAUGCCGAUCAGUUGAAAACGGAAGCAUUACUGAGAAUCAAGACCAUAAAAUCGCAGUUGCCAAAGUGCAUACGUGACGUGGACACCGAUCAGCUGACAACAGAUGAAAUAGUGGACAUGUGUCGUAAAGACGACCUAUCGACUGAAUCAAUUGAAAAUGCCAUAUGCAGUCUAGUGGAAAUAUCAAAUAUUCAAAGGUUGUUAAAAAGGUUUGAUGACGUGCGAAAGAAGGAUAUAUCCGACCCGCCUUAUACCCGUGUAAGGUUGGAAGCUAUGGCGCGGCGUGGGUUGACUACUUCCUAUCAUUAGAGCAAUUUUUUAAUGGUGGAAGCCAAUCGCAUCGUAUUCUCGAUAGCACU